Molecule: messenger RNA, 5018 nt
Organism: Phlebotomus argentipes
Lineage: Eukaryota; Metazoa; Arthropoda; Insecta; Diptera; Psychodidae
Product: mucin-2
Exons: 6
Coding region: 541-4113 (1190 amino acids)
Cellular component (GO): endoplasmic reticulum
Source: RefSeq, a predicted model, not a curated record
UGUAACUUUUACAUGUGACUAAAGUUAGGGGAAAACUCCUCGUGUAAUGUUAAAAAUACUCUUGCUGAAUUUUUCCAUUUCACUUGCGUCUAUGUCAAGGCAAAGUGUGGGAUUGUGAAUGUGAUAAAAUAUCGAUCCGUUCAUUCUGACACUGUCACAUUGCGAAUCAUGCAAAGCUGGACAUUAUUUCGCGGAGAGUAAAUCAAUUAUGCAAGUGCUUCACAUCAAUUAUUGGCUAGCUUCUGUUCAUUUAAAGUUACCCGUGCAUGCUAAAAGAAUCGCAACGUGCGAAAGAGAAAGUGCAUAAAUUAUGUGUGUAAUUCGCUAUGUUAUUCAGUGAAGUACCCUUGGGCGGAGAAUUAGGACAAAAAUCAUCCCACUAAUCCAACUGAAACUUUAAUAAGUGUAAAAUCAACAUGAUCACACAGUUCUCGUCAGGAUUAUGGCACUAAUUGCAGAGUCAUAAAAGGUGGAAAGGCGAUGAUGGGCGGGAAAGCUUGAAUGAAAGAUUUUGAAACUAUGCAGCCGAUGCGGUAAAUCAUGGGCAUUUCAACCACCACAUCUGAUUUCAAUCAAUGGCUGCAUGCCAUGAAGAUGGUGGCUCGCCUGCCUGGAGGGAUUCCACCUGAAUUCCGCAAGAAGCUCUGGAUUUCCCUGUCGGAUCAAUACUUGCACACGAAGAAUGUUGACUGGGAGAAGGAGCAAGAGAAGUGUUUUUGCGACCAAUCAGGCGUGGACGAUGAGGAAUUGGGAAUACAAAUUGUCAAAGAUUUGCACAGAACUGGGUCGAGUUUGUGUUCAGGACCCGCAGGAUCACUCAACCAGGCAAAGCUGAAGAAGGUCUUGCUCGGCUACGCCCGAUGGAAUCCAAGCGUGGGAUAUUGUCAAGGAUUUAACAUGCUUGGAGCGUUGAUACUUCAAGUGCUUGAUAAGAACGAAGGCGAUACCAUUAAAGUGAUGAUAUAUCUUAUCGAAGGAGUUCUGCCGCCAAAGUAUUUCUGUGACUCGCUGAAUGGAUUGCAAACGGACAUGGCAGUGUUCAGAGAUUUGCUCUCCACCAAAGUUCCUCGUCUGUCCAAGCAUCUCUACAAAUUACAAGGCUCUGUUGGCGAAGAGUCCUUCGAACCUCCGCUGACGAAUGUCUUCACAAUGCAGUGGUUUCUCACGAUCUUCUGCACUUGCUUGCCGAUAAACAGCGUCCUUCGCAUAUGGGAUUUGAUCCUCAUAGAGGGAAGUGAUAUUCUCUUAAGGACCGCAUUGGCUAUUUGGACAUUCCUCGAAGAGAGGAUUAUCGGAGCCAAGACUGCAGAUGAUUUCUACUGCAAGAUGGGAACUUUGUCAGCAGAGCUUUUGAAUGGGAAUCUCAUUGAUUCCAAUGGAUUAGUUCAACGCGUCGUGGAUCUUGGACCAAUUACAGAUUUGCAGCAGUUAAGAGACAAGCAUGUCUACAAUGUGGCCAAUUUCAAGGACAAGAAGGGUUACAGGCUCUUCUACUCCGAUGACGAGGGAGAUUCAGAUGAUGACUCGCGCAUGGCAGUGGCCACAGCCUGGGGCAUUCGCAUGGGUCGACGGGAAUCCGUGCCUGUAUCUAGUAAUCAAAGACCAUCGCCAGAUAGUCGCGACAAGGUGGUUCUCGACAUCAACCUGCUGAAGCAUCAGUACGAGCGCUUGAGAGAAAGGCAGCGGCAGGCACAAAUCAUCCUCACAGCUGCUUGUGCUCGUCAGCCUGCGAACACAUCGUCAGCUCCGACAUUUCAAGUUAACCAGCUUCUCUUCGGCCGCAAUGCCAUUCUCAGCAAUAAGGGAAGGAGAAUAGGUCCACCGCAGGGAGCCAUUCCACCACCAAGGAGAGCGAGUGCAUCUGCCAAAGCGAGAAGUUCGCCCAAAGCGACAAAGCGAGAGGAGACUCUACACUGGAACGAUACUGAUGUGGUGAAGAUGAGGAAGAACAAUUUAAAGUGGAAAGACGCUAUUCAUGUCGACGAGACACCUGAGAAGACAGAUGAGCAACACAGUACAGAAGAUGAGUCGUCAUCUGCUCAAGUCGUCACGAGACUGAGGAAGCGGAGUGAGUCUUCGUCAUACAGCGAAGACUCGAGUACAAGUACAAGCUUAUGCGAUGAUGAUGACGAUAACACUUCAUCCUUCGACGCGAGUCCAUUCAAGAAGAAACAAAGUCCUGACAUUCAAGUGCCUACAGAGAACAAAGCUGAAGACAUCCAGAAGUAUAUUCGAGGGUUGGAAGAGGACACAGAAAUUACAGCUAGUGGGCUCUUUCUUGAGCAUCCCAUUGACCAGGAGGAGAGAGAGAAGACACCUCCGAAAAUUUUCUACGACGACAAUACCAUCUCAAUUGCCGUCGAGGAAGAAUGCACAACUGCUGCUGAGAAUUCUAACACUCUGCGACCAAUUGAGGUGUCCAUCAGCAGCAUAACAAGUACAAGUCAACUGUCGCCGAUCGGUGAUUUCUCAGGAUACCUCAGCACUUCUUGUAUCAGUCCUCUGAGGACGCCCUCGUGCACCCUCGAAUUCUCUGACUUCCUCACUAACAUCUCAGGAGAAGUCUCUCCCGAACACCCAACAGAAGCGUCCAACAUUGAUAUUGACGAUGAGAUAUUGAACUUUGACGAAGCGGGAAUUACGAACAAAUUAUUCGAGAGGAUCAUAUCGAUUGAUCGCCCGAAGAAGUUAGACUUAUCAGAUUAUGCAAUAACAACUGUGACCAAUUCAACGGAAAAUGUGAUGUCUGAAAAGGAAGCCCCACGAUCUAUAUCCUUAGAUCCUUCAGAUCUCUGUCGCCAGUCUUCACCCUUGUAUUCAUCACAGAUACAGAAACUUUCACGGACAACUAUGAACCUCACCACAAUUCCUUCCAGUAGCGAUGUUACAGACUUUGCAACUCCCCAAAAUCAAUCAACACAACCCAAAACUCCUGACGUCUUAGAAAUUACAGAUGCGGACAACCUAACACUGAGUUCUUCGACAGAAAAAAUAAGUGAAUACUCUUCCAACAGAAGGAAUAGCGACAAAGCAUUGAAGAUUAUACAAGAAAACUCUCUAAUAUUGCAUCGCUUGUUGAAGAAAAAUGUAUCUGAUCCUGAUCAGAGCACCAGUAAAGCGGAAUCUUCAGACACAGAAGUUGGUGAUCUUUCUUCUGUAAGAUUGUAUCCACCUGAAGACAAAUCUGAAGAUCCACCCAUUGGGACAUUGGAAGAUACUGAUUCCAAAGACACAGAGCAAAUCGUUGAACCCGAAAGCAUACCAACUUCACCUGUAUACUCAAAAGCACGGACUAGUUUGUUAGAUAGUCCAACAAUAUCGUAUAAAAGAAUAUCAACAGUUGAUGAACCAAGCAUUUCGAACAUCUCGGAAACCCUGACAUCGAUUGAGAAUACAAUAAAAUCCAUAAAUUCGCUAUGUCAAGAUCGCGAAUCAUCGAUCCAAAUCAACCGCCGAAGUCGUUUAAUGGAGGAAAUUGAGGAAAUCAUAAGGACACCGAGUUCAAAAGAUAUCGAGGAUUCUAAAAGAAGGUCUAAAGCAAUAAAUUUAUCACCACCGUACGAUUCAAAGGACGUAAAUAGUUUAAUAGCAGCCGACAACACAUCAACACCCUUCAGAGGAUCGCGAGAUUUAUCACGAGCUGUCUCUCCGCGAAGGCGAAGGGAUGAAGAGCGCGAGGAGUAUGAAAGUCGAGCCACGAGAACUCUGUCAACAGCACCCACAAUCACCAAAACCCCAGCAGAUUCUGACUCCAGUUCAAGCUAUUCAAGCUACAGAAAAUACCCGGAUAAGCUGGAAAUCCGACACACCACAGUCACAGCUACGCUGUACGACAGGUACCUGUCCCAGAGGAAUGAGAAAUCCACCAGACUAGACAAAUCCCCAUCGUCGCCAGUCAUCACGAAGAACUACUCAGACUAUCUCACAGCAGUGACGACCGAUCGUGUCACAAAAUCAGCCGAAAACUCCCCGUCAAGAUUCAAGACUUCGACGUCUGACCACUCAUCUUCAAUUUCGCCGUCCUCACUCUCAAAGACAUCGCCGACAAGAGAGACUCACAGCAUCUUACCUGUAGACACCACUCGAUCUUACAAUGAUAUUUCGCAUAGAUAGUUAAUGUUAAAACACCAGAAUAGGACGACUGUCCUGGAAUCGCCACCUUUUCAGUCUUCAUUUCUGUAGGGAAAAACGAAUGCCUUCGAGUAAUACUUGUAACUGUUCAGUUUAGACAACUGGAUUUUCGAAUUCACCUCGAGUUGUGAGUUUAUGUAAAACCUGUAUAUAAAUUAUAUCUACAUAUAUUUACUUAAUAUGCUCAUAUUACUCUUAUAGUUUCACUAUUGUUAAAUUCUAAUUAGGCCAAAUUGAAUUGUGCAAAAUAUAUUCAUAUAUUUAAGUCAUAUCCACAUGUUGAAACAUUUGAAAUUUAUUGAAGAUUCAGGAUUCCACUUCUGAUUUACCCACAAGAAAUUGAACGCAGAUUUCAGAUCAUUUGACUGAAAAAUCAAAUAUUUCAAAACAUGUGGAUAUAACUUUAUAAAUGUACCUAUGAUAUAUUUCGAGAUGUAAAGACAAAGAUACUCAUGUAACUAAACAAUUAAUUGGAUAACAUAGAAUAAUCAUAUACAAUAUGCUUCUAUGUAGAUUUAUCGCUGAUUAUUUUUGUGAUAUUCAUAAAUGAUUAUACAGAAUAUGAUAGUUGGAAAAAUUCUCGUUAAAUCAGUGCCAAUUUCAAUUCUUAAAACACAUCAAUGUUGAAAUAUUUAUUCCAAAAAAAAACAGAUUCUAAUAACUUAUUUACAAUUAACAUUGCAUUGAGAUUCGAAUGCCUUUCUUUCAUGUGACACGUCCGAAGUAUUCUAUCAAUUCAGUAAUUGACUAGAGUAAAUUAUUUGUGACUGACUAGCAUAGGAUAUAAUUAUGUUUCUCCUGAUUAACUUUACGAGAAGAAUAUUUUGUGUUAUCAAUCAUGAAAUGGUAAAUACAGUUGUUGCGGUAAUGAAAAGUCUGCAAAAGUC